Molecule: messenger RNA, 5732 nt
Organism: Sapajus apella (tufted capuchin)
Lineage: Eukaryota; Metazoa; Chordata; Mammalia; Primates; Cebidae
Gene: NID1
Product: nidogen 1
Exons: 18
Coding region: 86-3715 (1209 amino acids)
Biological process (GO): cell-matrix adhesion
Molecular function (GO): calcium ion binding
Source: RefSeq, a predicted model, not a curated record
GGGGCUGCCAGGGGCGUCGGGUUACAUCCCCGCCUUCCUCUGCUCCGGCCGCGGGACUGGGUUUGCGGGAGCGCAGUUCGGGAACAUGUUGGCCGCGAGUAACCGGAGCCGGGCGGCGUGGACGCGGGCACUGCUGCUGCCGCUGCUGCUGGCGGGGCCCGGGGGCUGCCUGAGCCGCCAGGAGCUCUUUCCCUUCGGCCCCGCACACGGGGACCUGGAGCUGGAGGACGGAGACGACCUGGUCUCCCCGGCCCUGGAGCUGAGUGGGGUGCUCCGCUUCUACGACAGAUCCGACAUCGGCUCUGUCUACGUCACCACAAAUGGUAUCAUUGCGACGAAUGAACCCCCGGCCGAAGAAUCCCACCCCGGGCUCUUCCCACCAACAUUCGGUGCAGUCGCCCCUUUCCUGGCAGACUUGGACACGACGGAUGGCCUGGGGAAGGUUUAUUAUCGAGAAGACUUUUCCCCCUCCGUUACUCAGCGGGCAGCAGAGUGUGUCCAGAGAGGGUUCCCGGAGAUCUCUUUCCAGCCUAGUACUGUAGUGGUUGUCACUUGGGAAUCCGUGGCCCCCUACCAAGGACCCAGCCGGGACCCGGACCAGGAAGGCAAGAGAAACACGUUCCAGGCCGUUCUAGCCUCCUCUGAUUCCAGCUCCUACGCCAUUUUCCUUUAUCCCGAAGAUGGUCUGCAGUUCCAUACUACAUUCUCAAAGAAGGAAAACAACCAAGUCCCUGCUGUGGUUGCAUUCAGUCAAGGUUCAGUGGGAUACUUGUGGAAGAGCAAUGGAGCUUAUAAUAUAUUUGCUAAUGACAGAGAAUCCAUUGAAAAUUUGGCCAAGAGUAGCAACUCUGGGCAGCAGGGUGUCUGGGUGUUUGAGAUCGGGAGUCCAGCCACCACCAGUGGCGUGGUGCCCGCGGACGUGAUACUCGGAACCGAAGAUGGGGCGGAGUAUGAUGAUGAGGAUGAAGAUUAUGUCCUGAUGACCACUCGUCCAGGCCUGGAGGAUGUGGGCACCACGCCCUUCCCCUACAAGGCUCUGAGAAAGGGAGGUGCUGACACAUACAGUGUGCCCAGCGUUCUCUCCCCGCACCGGACAGCUACUGAAAAGCCCCUUGGACCUCCCACGGAGAGGACCAGGUCUUUCCAGUUGGCAGUGGAGACUUUUCACCAGCAGCACCCGCAGGUCCUAGAUGUGGAUGAAGUUGAGGAAACAGGAGUUGUUUUUAGCUAUAACACGGAUUCCCGCCAGACAUGCGCCAACAACAGACACCAGUGCUCGGUGCACGCAGAGUGCAGGGACUACGCCACGGGCUUCUGCUGCAGCUGUGUCGCUGGCUAUAUGGGCAAUGGAAGGCAAUGUGUUGCGGAAGGUAAUUUGCUUUUCUAUGUCCAUUUCAUGCGGGAGAAGGAGGAGUGGAGUUUUUGUUUUGGUGCUUCUUUUCCAUGUUGCCUUUACCCACAUCUCCGGAGGUGUGGCGUGUUUUUCUUACGGCAGCGAUGCGUGGUGUCUCUUUCCUCAUUCUUUCUCCUAUUCUCUACAGGCAUCCCUUGGGGAGGCCCAUUUCCUGUUCUGUCUGAUUGGUCCUCUGGUAGCCUUAUGGGCAGGGAAUGCCAAGGUGCUUUUAAAGCCUUUGAUUCAGCUUCUUGCAUCCUUAACCAUCUUCCCUUUGUCUCCCUGCCUUGUCCCCUCUGUCCUUCCCACUCUGCAGUGAUCACUUCCUCCUCCACCCGGGAGUACACGGUGACUGAGCCCGAGCGCGAUGGGGCAGCUCCUUCACGCAUCUACACUUACCAGUGGCGCCAGACCAUCACCUUCCAGGAAUGUGUCCACGAUGACUCCCGGCGGGCCUUGCCCAGCACCCAGCAGCUCUCCGUGGACAGCGUGUUUGUCCUGUACAACCAGGAGGAGAGGAUCUUGCGCUAUGCUCUCAGCAACUCCAUCGGGCCUGUGAGGGAAGGCUCCCCCGAUGCUCUUCAGAAUCCCUGCUACAUCGGCACUCAUGGGUGUGACACCAACGCAGCGUGUCGCCCUGGCUCCAGGACACAGUUCACCUGUGAGUGCUCUAUCGGCUUCCGAGGAGACGGGCGGACCUGCUAUGAUAUUGACGAAUGUUCAGAACAACCCUCAGUGUGUGGGAGCCACGCCAUCUGCAAUAAUCACCCAGGGACCUUCCGCUGCGAGUGUGUGGAGGGCUACCAGUUUUCAGACGAGGGAAAGUGUGUGGCUGUCGUGGACCAGCGCCCCAUCAACUACUGUGCAACUGGCCUACAUGACUGCGACAUACCCCAGCGGGCCCGGUGUGUCUACACAGGAGGCUCCUCCUACACCUGUUCCUGUUUGCCAGGCUUUUCUGGGGAUGGCCGAGCCUGCCAAGAUGUGGAUGAAUGCCAGCCAAGCCGAUGUCACCCGGACGCCUUCUGCUACAACACCCCAGGCUCCUUCACAUGCCAGUGCAAACCCGGUUAUCAGGGAGAUGGCUUCCGUUGCGUGCCCGGAGAGGUGGAGAAGACCCGGUGCCAGCAUGAGCGAGAACACAUUCUCGGCGCAGCGGCGGCGGCCGACCCACAGCGACCCAUUCCUCUGGGACUGUUCGUUCCUGAGUGCGAUGAGCACGGGCACUACGCACCCACCCAGUGCCACGGCAGCACCGGCUACUGCUGGUGUGUGGAUCGCGACGGCCGCGAGGUGGAGGGCACCAGGACCAGGCCCGGGAUGACGCCCCCGUGUCUGAGUACAGUGGCUCCCCCGAUUCACCAAGGGCCCGCAGUGCCUACUGCCGUGAUCCCCUUGCCCCCCGGCACACAUUUACUCUUUGCCCAGACUGGGAAGAUUGAGCGCCUACCCCUGGAGGGAAAUACCAUGAGGAAGACAGAAGCGAAGGUGCUCCUUCAUGUCCCGGCUAAAGUCAUCAUUGGCCUGGCCUUUGACUGUGUGGACAGGAUGGUUUACUGGACGGACAUCAGUGAGCCUUCCAUCGGGAGAGCUAGUCUACAUGGCGGAGAGCCAACCAUCAUCAUUAGACAAGAUCUUGGAAGUCCGGAAGGCAUUGCGCUUGAUCACCUUGGCCGCAACAUCUUCUGGACAGACUCUAACCUGGAUCGAAUAGAAGUGGCAAAGCUGGAUGGCACGCAGCGCCGGGUGCUCUUUGAGACCGACCUGGUGAAUCCCAGAGGCAUUGUAACGGAUUCCGUGAGAGGGAACCUUUACUGGACAGACUGGAACAGAGAUAACCCCAAGAUUGAAACUUCCUACAUGGACGGCACGAACCGAAGGAUCCUUGUGCAGGAUGACCUGGGCUUGCCCAAUGGACUGACCUUUGAUGCCUUCUCAUCUCAGCUCUGUUGGGUGGAUGCAGGCACCAAUCGGGCAGAAUGCCUGAACCCCACUCAGCCCAGCAGACGCAGGGUUCUCGAAGGGCUCCACUAUCCUUUCGCUGUGACAAGCUUCGGGAAGAAUCUGUAUUACACAGACUGGAAGAUGAAUUCCGUGGUUGCUCUCGAUCUUGCGAUUUCCAAGGAGAUGGAUGCUUUCCAUCCCCACAAGCAGACCCGGCUGUAUGGCAUCACCACGGCCCUGUCCCAGUGUCCCCAAGGCCAUAACUACUGCUCAGUGAACAAUGGCGGCUGCACCCACCUCUGCUUGGCCACACCAGGGAGUAGGACGUGCCGUUGCCCCGACAACACCCUGGGAGUUGACUGUAUCGAGCGGAAAUGAAGACAAGAGUGCCUUAUUUCCUUUCCGAAUAUUUCACAGCGACACUCUACUUGAAGCAACUUGGUCCAGAUUGAAAAGUGUCCUUUGGCUGAGUGGCCACUAGGCCCAGACCCAGCCUAGCCUGAGCCCCAACAACUUUUCCCUCACUGUUCCCCAAAACAUGCACCCUGGGAUUCUCUAAUGGAAAAGUCUCUACCCCUAUGCAAGGACAGAACCCUCCACCCUUACCCCAACCCUCAGAAAGACUUAUACACCACUGAGUGAGGAUUAUAUGCCCAUCCCAAUGUCCUAGGACCUUUUCCCAAUCCUAGGCCCCUAGUGGUGAGCAGAACCUCCCAAGUGUGAGUUGCAUCCUUCCCUGUGGCCUUAUGAGCUCAGUCUUACUUUGAGGCACGCACCAUCCUGUCAGCUCUUUGACAUAAAAGCCAAGGCUUGACUAGGAAAGGUUGGGAGUUGAGGGAUUAGCAUUCCUUAAUUUUUUGUUUUGGUUUCUCUGAAUUUCCUCUUUAUACUCCUGUAGUUUUACUCCUCAGUUCCUCUCAAUCGUCAUCUUGUCUAAGACUCCCAUUAUAAUGUGCAUGCUCUGCUUUUUGAUCAAAACCUACCCUGUCCUAGAGAUAUAUGGGUAUUUGGUUGGUGAUAAUGAGUAGCCCCUCCUAGAUAGAAUGCCAAUAUUUGAGAGUAGGAUAUUGGCAUUUGUUAGUUAAAGGAUUAAGUCAAAAGAAUGUCUGAUGGUAGGAAUUUCAAGGUGUAGGUCAGCUAUUUCAGAAUAGGGGAUUGUUUUGAUGUGCCUUAAAUUAUAUAAAAGAGUGCUAAUUAUUCCUCUUUGCCCAAAAUACUUGCAUCCAACCUUCUACUCUCUGUUGCUGUGCUUGUCUUCAGCCCCAUUGCUGGCACCAAUGUCCCUCCUUUUCAUGGAGACCUAUCUGAGGCACAGGAUGGGGCUGGCACCAGAUGAUGUCCCACCACAGACCCUCACCUCUGGCCUCCACACUAGAGAACCAAUUUACACUCAACCAUGACCUCAUCCCUCCGUGGUUUCUCCCUGAAUCUGUGGCUCUUGUUGGAUGUAUUGUCAUCUAACAACACAAUCCAGAAAGACUGAAUUGAAUAUUUAUACUGAUGGUCCUUAACCUUUAUUGCUCAAUGAUCUAAUUAAAGAGAUCAUUGCCACAUUUCAUGUUUAUAUUUCUACAAUCUGUUUAGAAAACAUCUUCUGACCAUAUCCGUAGGUGGUGUCACCUUUUUAUCAACUGCUUCCCAGAGUCCUAAAACAACAGAAAUUUUUUAUUGAAAAGUUCAGCAUAAGGAGUUUGAAUCAGUAAAGAAUGGGCUAAAGGAGAGAAGAUUCAAUGAAAAGUAUCAUAAAAAAGAGAUUGAUCAAGAAGAGAAAUUUUAAAACCCAAGAGAAACUGGUAGGAGAGGGGAUUUAAGAAUAGCAAUCGGAAAAACUCUUAAGUCACUCCAAAAAGAAAAUGGUAUAUUUUGCCAAAGACCACUUAUACUUGAGAACAUGGAAAAACUUGCCUGAUACUCUCUUUGGGGAAGAGAGUGUCUCCUCUUUUCCUCAAACCCCAGUUGACUCAGCCCCUCUGCCCCAUCUUCUCCUGACUUUGUCCUCACUUCCUUCUGCAGUACAUUGGAACCUGAAUUGAGAGUCUUUCCUUUAAUGAAGUUUGUCUUGAGAGGCAAAUAUAGCCCCAAGAAUCACAAGAUUUUAGGACCAUGUAGGUCUUUUACAUAGCCGAACUCCAUAAAUUAGUCUCACUUUCUUUCGUAUUCAUCGUUUCAUAUUAAACCCUCUAUAUCAAAUGUUCAUCAUGAUUUUGUAUGAUUUUUAUAACUAUUUUAUUCAUUUUAUUAGAUUUAUUCUACAAUUUUUUAAUGGUAAAUUCUUAAACUGUGGAAACCACUGAAGGUGCUUAUUAAUUGUUCCCCUAGAUUUGUAUAAGUAUUGGAUGAUUCCUUGAGUUUACAGCUGUACAAAUAUUAGUGUGGAAAAUAAAUUUUUUUUUUU